CCCAUGUCCCAAUGCUUCCUUAACCAUCAACACUCCAUUCUUAAACCUUCAUUCAUUAAACUCCCUUCUGUCUCUUCUCUUCAUCUGAUAAACUACAAUGUGAAGCAAUGAAAAUACUAGAGCUAGUGUGAUUAAUCUAAUUUAUUAGUAUUUGUCUUGUACAUUACCACUACUACUAGUACUAGCUGCUAUUAUAUUCAAUUUUCUUCAUCAUAAAUCUCCAUUUAAGUAAUCAAAGUACUAUGUAAUCUAAUGAACAUCAUUAAUGUCCAGCACUUCCAUAUUACUAUUACUAUCACUUUGUCUCUUCAUUCACUCUACUUUAAAGUUACUUAAAUCUCACUUCACUUUAUAGAGUAUGUUUUUUUGCCUUUUCCUCUCUCUGCUCUCUCCUUCCAUGCUUGUCCAAACCCUAGAUCUGUCCCCCUCUUAGGUAACCUCAACAACCUUUGCUUCUAUAUCAAAGAAAACAUUUCUCUCUCUCUCCCUCUGACCUCUGUGUAUAUUUAUUUAUGUUUGUGUAUUAACUGCUGUUUGUGUUGAUUUCUAGGUGCAGCUUUUUUAGUGACAGUGAAAAAAGUUGAAAGUGGGUAAAAUAUUUUGUUGGGAGAUGAGUGGCAGCACCUCUACAUCAGUGGUGGGGGGAGGGGGGUAUGGGUAUGGUUACCGGCCACCAUUCACGGCAGUGCAAUGGCAGGAGCUGGAGCAUCAGGCAAUGAUAUACAAGUACCUGGUGGCAGGUCUACCUGUUCCACCGGACCUCGUUGUUCCAAUUCGUCGGAGUUUUGAAGCCAUCUCUGCUAGGUUCUUUCAUCACCCCAGCUUGGGCUAUUGUUCCUAUUACGGAAAGAAGUUUGACCCUGAGCCCGGAAGGUGUAGAAGGACUGAUGGAAAGAAGUGGAGGUGCUCGAAAGAUGCAUAUCCUGACUCCAAAUAUUGUGAGCGGCACAUGCAUCGAGGUCGCAACCGUUCAAGAAAGCCUGUGGAAUCUCAAUCUGCUUCCCAGUCCUUGUCGACUAGUAUGUCGCACAUUACUACUGGGAGCAGCAAUACAAGAGGAAGUUUCCAAAGUAGCAGCUGUGGAAGUUUCCAGCACAUGCCAUUAUAUUCUGUCGCUAAUUCAGAAGAACUGAAUUAUGGAAGCAGUGCAACAAAGUUGCAGAUGGAGCUCGUGUCCUAUGGAAUAGAUAACAAGGACUAUAGGUAUCUCCAUGGAAUUGCUCCUGAUGCUGAUGAGCAUAAUUUAUCUUCAGAAACUUCUGCAACUGUCAGAAAUUUAGGGAUGGGGACCACCAUGGACAGCACAUGGGUAUUGCCUUCUCAAGUUUCUUCAAGCCCCACGGCGAGACCAAAAAAUGAUUCUCAGUUGCUGGGUAGCUCACAGCAGAUGCAUCUACCUAAUCUACUUGAGCCAAUGAUUGAUUCAACAAUUUCAAAACGACGACACCAGCAUUGCUUCUUUGGCAGUGAAAUUGAUUCACCUGGAACAGUAAAGCAGGAGCAGCAGUCAAUGCGCCCUUUCUUUAACGAAUGGCCCACUGCUAAAGAAUCGUGGUCCAACCUUGAUGAUGAGGAAUCGAACAAAAACAAUUUCUCCACUACACAGCUCUCUAUAUCCAUUCCAAUGGCUCCUUCUGACUUCUCUUCAAGAAGUGCUUGCUCCCCGAAUGGUGAAAAUUGACAUCCUUGGAAAAAUAGCUUCUCCCAUCCUACUGGUUUAGUCUUUUACAGCAAGCUUAUUGAUAUCAUUUGGUUUUUUCUUGGCUGUAGAUGCUUGAGGGAGCUGCCGCUGUAAAAACUCAGCAGUCUGGUGCUAUGCAGAUGAACCGACAUGCUAGUACUAACGCGUCAUCUGCUUGUAUGAGCUUUAUGUAACCUUCAUGUUGCUGGAACAUUGAGUUGUUCCAUGUCUGUGGUUGAUUUUCAAUUUUCAACGAUGUUUUAAGAAAAAACAAGUUGUCUUCAAAUGUUGCCCGUGUUCGUUGUCAAAAAUAAAUGUAUUUUUACCAGUCUUUCUGCUGGUGUUUAGAUGAU
Molecule: messenger RNA, 2034 nt
Organism: Nicotiana tabacum (common tobacco)
Lineage: Eukaryota; Viridiplantae; Streptophyta; Magnoliopsida; Solanales; Solanaceae
Product: growth-regulating factor 4-like
Biological process (GO): regulation of DNA-templated transcription; DNA-templated transcription; developmental process
Cellular component (GO): nucleus
Molecular function (GO): ATP binding
Source: RefSeq, a predicted model, not a curated record